Messenger RNA from Sphenostylis stenocarpa, 654 nucleotides. NCBI's taxonomy places the organism in Eukaryota, Viridiplantae, Streptophyta, Magnoliopsida, Fabales, Fabaceae. The record is from the annotation of a GenBank genome assembly.
AUGAGUGGUGCAUCAGAAAACCCUAUUGAUGACAGUAACGAGGGUAAAGGUUCUUCUUUCCCCUCUUCAUCAACAAGAACGUUAAAACUUUUCGGUUUCCCAUUAACCCCACCGGGUUACGAAGAGAUUCACGUGGCAGGAAGUAGCACUAUUACUCCUCAUUGCCCUUACAAGAGAUUCAAGUGCCACUUCUGCUACCGCGAAUUCGCGAAUUCUCAAGCUCUGGGUGGCCACCAAAACGCGCACAAGAGAGAACGCCAGAAAGCUGCUCUCUCACCCUUGGGUUACUUUCACCGGCAUCAACGGUUGACAGCGCGAAAUAAUCCCCCGGUCGUGGUUCCGUACGGAGGAUCGGGAGCGUUGGUUGGUCCACGUGGCAGGGGUCAACGACCGUGGCUCAUGCGGGACGCUGAUGAGGGACCUUAUCAUGAUCACGAUCAUGAUAGGGUUCGGUCAGUGAGGCCAAUGGGUGCAAGUGCAAUGAGCAUGAGCACAGUGAGGGAAUGCAUACGAGACAAUUUUCUUCAACUCCAUAUAAACCCCAAGACACACAUUAAAAUCCUCACCCACGAAAGAAAAUCUGCCACCUCUUCCUGCGGCCCUUCCGUCGUCACCACCGUCGAUACAUCAAUAUACGGCGGAAGGUUGAGGUAG